AAGGGGAUAUAUUUUCGGGAGAAAAGGGAAACCUGUUGCAAUUGUGGAGUCGCUUCCUCAAUUUGGACGAGAGAAGAGAGAGAGAGAGAGAGAGAGAGAGUAAACCCACGCCGGCAGGGAGAAAGGUUAAGUUUCGAUCCGGAGAAGGCGUCAAUUUCCGGCUCUAGGGCAUAACCUUCGGAUCUAAGCCAUGGCUGUAUCGACAGAGUUCUCACGUUUGGAAAUUUGCCAUUCACCUCCAAAGAUAUUGGUGGACACCAAGGACUCGGAAGAAGAAGAAGAAGAAGAAGAAGAAGAAGAAGAAGAAGAAGAAGAAGAAUCACCCCAUCUGGACAACACAAUGGAGGACGAAGUGGGAAUCGUUACUGACCUAACUGAUGACCCUCCAAUUGAGACUAGAAUGGAGUUGAAAGCAAACGUCCCAUAUGAGGAUACAUACGAUUCAGAUGGGGAGCCUGAUCUGAUUGUAACUGGUCCCUUUGCUGAAGAGAUGGACGCUUUUAGAGAAUACAGGGCUGAGUAUCUUGCCAUUGGGGGCUACGAUGUCACUAACUAUUUUAGACCGUCUCCAAGUUUCCCUUAUAUGUUAUGUGAUCUGCUGUAUCCUGUGAAACUUGCAUCUGGAGACUUGUACUAUGAUCAUUGCAUCCUAGCUGUCCAAAGAAUGAUUCUUUAUCUCAAUCAAAAGAGAGGGAGAAAUCUUGAAUUUGGGGAACUUGUUAAGGCAAACAGGGAAGCAACUUCUUGCUUUACAUUUUAUGCGACCUUUACUGCUACAGAAUAUGGAGAGAAACGAACAUAUCAAGCCCAGGUCCAUACCUGUAUAAAAGGUGCUGCAGUUAAGUUUUGGGAGUUCAAGGAAGCUGCAUCAAAGGAAUGAGAUGGUUUGAUUUGUUUUCUUGAUGGUUAUUCCCCUAUUCUUGCAGAAUUGUGGAGUUGGGGAAGAUUGAGGCAUGCUGUUUUUAAGGUUGCAAACUACUCUAAGUUCAAAUGAUUGAGUUGAGGAAGAUUGAAGCAUGCUGUUUUUAAGGUUGCAAACUACUCUAAGUUAAAAUGAUUGUGCGACGCGAAACUUAUUUAUGAUGACUUGGUUAUAUGCAAUUCUGAGUAUAAGAAAUUAGUAUAUGUUUUAACGCCAAUUUGAUGUUGUUUUUAGAGUUGUUAGAUGGAGGACUAAACAAAGCACUAUUCUCAAU
Cuscuta campestris is the source of this 1196-nucleotide messenger RNA. The record is from the annotation of a GenBank genome assembly. NCBI's taxonomy places the organism in Eukaryota, Viridiplantae, Streptophyta, Magnoliopsida, Solanales, Convolvulaceae.